UUUGCAAAGUAUAGAGGUUUAAUAAAGAUGGAUACUGCAACCAGUAGAGGAUUCCAAGUCCUAGCAUGCUCUGGUACCUCUUCCUUCACCAGAAAGAAGAUACAUAAGACAUCAUUCUGUGCCACUUAUUUGCCUGCUCGAAGGGGGCACGCUCCACGCCACCUCAUAACCUGCAUUCGUGCUCAGGAACGCCCCACAUGGCUUCCAGGCCUCGACUCUCCGCCUUAUCUUGAUGGAACUCUGCCUGGAGAUUAUGGAUUUGAUCCGCUGGGGCUCGGGGAGGACCCCGAAAGCUUGAGGUGGUAUGUGCAGGCUGAACUGGUUCAUGCUCGCUUCGCGAUGGCUGGAGUAGCUGGAAUUCUUCUCACAGAUUUGCUUCGUGUUACCGGGGUAAGCGACUUGCCUGUGUGGUAUGAAGCCGGAACCACCAAAUUUAGUUUUGCCAGCACCACAACCUUGUUCAUAGUCCAGUUAUUCUUGAUGGGAUUUGUGGAGACCAAACGUUUAAUGGAUUUCAAUUCACCUGGAUCUCAAGCGAAAGAGGGAUCGUUUUUCGGGUUGGAAGCAUCUCUUGAAGGUUUAGAACCAGGGUACCCUGGUGGCCCUCUCUUCAAUCCUCUUGGUCUUGCUAAAAGCGCAAAAGAUGCCAAGGAAUGGAAGCUGAAAGAGAUCAAAAAUGGUCGUCUCGCUAUGGUAGCUAUGCUGGGGUUUAUUGUCCAAGCAUCAGUGACUCAUGUAGGCCCUGUUAACAACCUCAUGGAACAUCUUUCGAAUCCCUGGCACAGAACCAUCAUUCAAACGCUUGCAGAAUCUGGCCCCUGACUGUAAAUCGCAAAGCUACUAUUUCUUAACUCUCGCCUCAACUGCACAUCAGGGUGACUGGAGAUGAUGCGUGUAAAAAACUUUUUUUUUCCUGCCUAUACUCUGUGUAACUAGUAAAGAAAAGGUAGAGGGAAUGAUCUUUGUUGAUCAAAAGUAUCAGGAGCAACAAAUCUAUUUCAAAAAGAUUAUUUGUAAGA
Molecule: messenger RNA, 1019 nt
Organism: Daucus carota subsp. sativus
Lineage: Eukaryota; Viridiplantae; Streptophyta; Magnoliopsida; Apiales; Apiaceae
Product: photosystem I chlorophyll a/b-binding protein 5, chloroplastic
Exons: 6
Coding region: 28-822 (264 amino acids)
Biological process (GO): photosynthesis, light harvesting in photosystem I; response to light stimulus
Cellular component (GO): membrane
Source: RefSeq, a predicted model, not a curated record